Cervus elaphus (red deer) is the source of this 11217-nucleotide messenger RNA. RefSeq names its product solute carrier family 24 member 2 (gene SLC24A2). The transcript has 11 exons. Gene Ontology annotation, molecular function: calcium, potassium:sodium antiporter activity; calcium channel activity. Gene Ontology annotation, cellular component: membrane. Gene Ontology annotation, biological process: long-term synaptic depression; intracellular calcium ion homeostasis; calcium ion transmembrane transport. The coding region runs from base 431 to 2425 and encodes 664 amino acids. Lineage: Eukaryota; Metazoa; Chordata; Mammalia; Artiodactyla; Cervidae. The record is from RefSeq and is a predicted model, not a curated record.
GAGGGCGCGGGAGCCGAGCGCGCUGCGGCCACGCUCCCCGCGCAGAGGCGAGAGGGAGGGGCCGGAGGGGGCCCGGCAGCACCAGAGGCAGCGCGCGGGGCUCGCGGCGGCUCAGUCUCCUCCCGAGCCCAGCCCCGGACGGCGAGAGCGGCGGCGAGCGCGAGCCGCAGCCCGGGCCUCGGAGCGAGGAGGCGGAGGGCCGGAGGAGGCGGAGGACCGGAGCGGCGGGCCGCGCUCGGGUCCCCGCCGUGUGCGCGUCUUCCUGGCGGAUCCUGCAUAAAUGUUGAAAAUAUUUCCUGUGAAGCCUAAGAAUUCCUGAUUGUGGAAGCGCCUCACAAGCACUGUUACCUGUAAAGAAAAGAAAAGUAUGAAAGAACCAUCUGGUUGAGUCUACAAAUUUAGAACCAUCACAUCCACCAGAAGACCCAGGAUGGAUCUGCACCAAAGCGCCACCAUCUCUUUCCUUGAGAAAUGGUAUUCAGAUAAGUCACCGUCUGGCUGCAGGAGACAUUAUAAUGUCAGGAAAAAACUGAAGUUGAUUCGAAUCCUAGGCCUUUUCCUGGGCCUGGUAGCCAUUAGCACUGUCCCGUUUUCAAUCCGUGCCUUUUCUGAGACAGAGACCCAGAGCACAGGAGAGGUCGGUGGUGCAAGUGGCCCCGGGGCAGCACACGGUUACCACGAAAGAACUCUCUUAGAUUUAAAUGACAGGAUUCGAGAUUACACUCCACAGCCAGCUCUUUCUCAGGAAGGCAUGUCUGAGAAUAGUACAGAUCAUGCCCAGGGAGACUACCCCAGAGACAUCUUUUCCCUCGAGCAACGAAGAAAAGGCGCCAUCAUCCUCCAUGUCAUUGGGAUGAUCUACAUGUUCAUAGCCUUAGCCAUUGUCUGUGAUGAGUUCUUUGUUCCCUCACUGACUGUCAUCACCGAAAAACUGGGCAUCUCUGAUGAUGUGGCUGGAGCCACCUUUAUGGCUGCCGGGGGCUCAGCGCCAGAACUUUUCACGUCUCUCAUAGGGGUGUUUAUUGCUCACAGCAAUGUUGGCAUUGGCACAAUCGUGGGCUCAGCCGUGUUCAAUAUCCUCUUUGUCAUUGGCAUGUGUGCUCUGUUUUCCAGAGAAAUCUUAAACCUGACUUGGUGGCCGCUCUUUCGGGAUGUGUCCUUCUACAUCAUUGACUUAAUCAUGCUGAUCAUAUUUUUCCUGGAUAACUUUAUCAUGUGGUGGGAGAGCUUGCUUCUCUUGACAGCUUACUUUGGCUAUGUGGUUUUCAUGAAAUUCAACGUCCAAGUAGAAAGAUGGGUGAAGCAAAUGAUAAAUCGCAACAAAGUCGUCAAGGUGACAGCGCCAGAGGCCCAACCAAAGUCCUCUACAGCCAGGGACAAGGAUGAACAGACUCUACCGGUGAAGCCGCGUCUGCAGCGGGGCGGAAGUUCCGCCUCCCUCCACAACAGUCUCAUGAGGAACAGCAUCUUUCAGCUCAUGAUACACACCCUUGACCCACUGGCUGAAGAACUUGGAUCAUAUGGAAAGCUAAAAUAUUAUGACACAAUGACUGAAGAAGGGAGGUUCAGAGAAAAGGCUUCAAUUCUCCACAAGAUUGCCAAGAAGAAAUGUCAGGUGGAUGAGAACGAGAGGCAGAACGGGGCUGCCAAUCACGUGGAAAAAAUCGAGCUCCCAAACAGCACCAGCACAGAAGUGGAGAUGACACCCUCCAGUGAUGCUUCGGAACCAGUACAAAAUGGAAAUCUCUCCCACAGCAUCGAAGCUGCAGAAGCCCAGACCACAGAGACGGGUGAAGAUGAAGAGGACCAGCCUCUCAGCCUGGCCUGGCCUUCUGAUCCACGCAAACAAGUCACAUUCCUAAUUGUUCUCCCCAUAGUAUUUCCUCUCUGGAUUACCUUACCUGAUGUUCGAAAACCUUCAUCAAGGAAGUUUUUUCCCAUCACGUUUUUCGGCUCCAUCUCCUGGAUCGCAGUCUUCUCUUACUUGAUGGUCUGGUGGGCACAUCAGGUUGGAGAGACAAUUGGCAUUAGUGAAGAGAUCAUGGGUCUGACCAUCUUGGCCGCUGGGACUUCAAUCCCUGACCUGAUCACCAGUGUCAUAGUGGCCCGGAAGGGACUUGGGGACAUGGCCGUGUCCAGCUCUGUUGGAAGCAACAUUUUUGACAUCACCGUAGGGCUCCCACUGCCUUGGCUCCUCUUCACGGUCAUUCACAGGUUCCAGCCCGUGGCCGUCAGCAGCAAUGGGCUCUUCUGCGCCAUCGUCCUCCUCUUCAUCAUGCUGCUGUUCGUCAUCCUCUCCAUCGCCCUCUGCAAAUGGCGGAUGAACAAAGUGCUGGGCUUCAUCAUGUUCGGUCUCUACUUUGUGUUCCUGGUGGUCAGCGUCCUCCUGGAAGAUAGAAUCCUCGUGUGCCCUGUCUCCAUCUAGCGGGAAAAGCCAUAUCUUGAGCCAACAGCAUGGACGGUCCCUCCCCGCUCUGGGUUGUAGGCUCCAUGACCUCCGGAGAAGAGGCAGCAGGCCCACAGCCCAGGGCUUUCUGAGCGAACCUCCUUGGCGGAUUUGACGAGGGAUGGAUUCACGCAGGGCCGGCUCGUUUCAUGGGGCUGCUCCCACCUUGCCUCCUGCAGCAGCUCCAUGCAAGUGACAAACAGGUCCCCGCGUUUGGGGCUUCUCAGCCUGCAUCGCUGACAGGUACUCCUUGCUGGUCAGAGGUAUAUUCGUCAUAAUGAUACAAUGACAAAGGUGAUAUACAUACAUAUAAAAUAUACAUAUUAUAUAUAGAUGCACCUGAAUACACCCCCGCCUGUUCCUGUAAUGAUACCUCUCCUUCCACACCUAGAGAGUAGUCUAUACCUGUAUACAGACACAAAAAAAACUUAUAUAUAUAUAUAUAUAUAUAUAUAUAUGAAGUCAUAUAUAUAUAUAUAUAUAUAAAUACAACUGCAUCUUUUCAGGGACAGCUCUAGUAUAUUUCUAGUACCUAUUUGAAGAGGGGCAUCAACCUUCAGUCUGAGCUUUACCUCUUAAGUGCAAGAGGUGAGCUAAGAGAAUCAUUGCUGUGAACUUCAACCUACCUUGGACAUAUUGGGAUUCUGCCUGGUAUGAUGGCUGUUUAAGGAAAAUAUGUUGCAGGAGGUAGGGCUGGGUGGAAAGGGUCCAUAGGGAACCUGAUACGAGCCCUCCAAAACAUUCCCACAAGCCAAACUGGGAAGACCAUCUGCCCAGUCUAACUGGGGUACACUAUCUGAAACCCACAGGGUUAUUGGGACAUCUGGAGGUAAAACCCAGGUUGGGCAGAUACUGGUUUGGGACAAGGGGGAGGUGACCAGGGUUGGGUUUGGGAAAGGUGUUUGUUUGUUUUUUUAUAUAGUGCCCCAGCAUGCAAGUAGAAAAUAUGAUUGCAAACCAAAUUAGUGCUCUUCUAGGACAGCAAAACUAUAUAAACUGAACCUAUAUUGUUCCAAUGCAUGUCCCAUUAUCAUCCAAAGAAGGGGGCAAAUUUAGCUGUAAUUGUCAUUCAGACGUAUCUUGAUGCUAAGGUGCUUGAUGUAUAAUCAAAAUGCCUGCCAAGAAAGCCUGGAUAUGCACUAAGAAAUACCAUCCAGUAGAGGUGCUCAGUGGAACUUGCUCCCUUAUGGUGUGGUUCUUUAAAGCAUCUUCCAGUGUGGUCAUCAAGGGCUUCAGUGGCUGAAGAAAGACAUCAGUCUUCCUCCAACCAGUAGAACUAGAUUGACACUGAUCAAUACUGCAUGGAUUGAGGCAGCUUAGAGAUGUUUGGAAAGGUGUUUGUUCACCAGGAAAUUUCCUGGGUCCUCUGUCUAGUAGUUCCAGGACCAGGAUUUGGUCUUUCCUGCCGUGAGGGUCCCAUCAGGGAGUCUUUCCAGCUCACAGAGUACACUGAAAACUAUGCUCAACAGCUUCUUUACACUGGCUUCAAGCCAGUCACUCUGAGGUUCUGAUUUCCAGAGCAUUCAUGGGACAUUUUCAUGUCAUUCAUUCAGUGCUCACAAGUUCUGUUUGACACUUUAUAUGAUUUCUCAGGUCUGUGGCAAUAAAACCAACAAAGGUGAGGCAGACUAUAUUAGUGAAAAAUACGCAGCUUUUCAUUUCCCCAAACCUUGCAUCCUUAUAAUCAUUUGAAAGUAAAUAGAAGACGCCCCUUAUUGUGUGGCCCUCCUACAUCUAAGUGGGCACACACCACGUCUGAGGACUACUCCAUGUGAUUUCCUCUCCCCCGCCGCUAAGAUUUUGCUUUGAGCGCAUCCCUCCUAACACAGGGAGACCGGAUGCAGUGCUCCCAACUGAGUAAAGAUCAAGAUCAAACACAGCAUUCCUUCCACAAAACCUCAGCUCACUCCACACGGCACAGCAGUCACGGGCAGUGCCCACUGUUGCUCUUCCAAGCGGAGGCCCGAUGGGAAAGCAAGAAGCCAAGAUGGCGGCAGCCAAGACGGUGGCCCAAGAGGCCAGCUUCCCAGUCACUCCAGCUUUGCAAAGUUGAGUGUUCAGUUGUGAGAGAGAGAUCCAGGUCUCCUGCUUCAAGGGCAGGAUUUUGUGUUGAGACAGGAAUUCCUGCUGAUUCCUUUGAAAGAGAAGGAACCAGUGAACAUUGAGUUGAUGGCUUUCCCUGUGCAUUACUUGAAGGGGAGCAGAGUUGUUUGUUAUGUGAAUGUAUAUUAUUGACUGGUUUGUUGUGUGAAAGAAGGAUUGAAUAGGUGACUUUGACUCAGCAGCAGAUAGACUAUGUAAAUCCAGAAAGGAUGAGGGGUGUUGAAUACAACCCUGUUCUUCUGGCUCUUCCCUGCCUCCUGUCUCUUCUCCUGUUCAUUAUCAGCUCACGGUGAAGACUCGUACAAGCAGCCUGAGAGCGUUGGCUCACCUGGGAGCUCCCUUCUGAGGGAGUGUUCUCAAUCAUGAAAAUUAAUUGCAUUUGAGAAGAUGCUAUUUCCAAGCCCACUUCCCACCUCAAGGGUGUAGAGUGUCCGCUCGUUCAAGGGUGUAGAGUGUCCGCUCUUUCAAGGGUGUAUGCAGGUUUCUCUCCUCCAUAAUGUGUCUGUGCGGUUAUGUGCUGGGCUUGGCUAAACCCAGAGAGAAGACUAUAGGUGCAACAGUGGAUCUUUAAAGACAUUUGAAUCGUUACCGUAAUUAUAAGAAAGAACUUUCCACAACAUGGUUUUCUGAGUAGCUCAUCCCUAGUGCCUGUGUAAAUACAUACAUAUCUUCAUACCAAAUCUAUCUAUACACUAUAUAUCACUUACAUCAUCACCCUCUGACCCAAUUAUAUUCAGAAUUCAAAAGCAGGGAGCAUCAAAGUUUGUCUUCGUGAAGGAAAAGGGAAAAUAUGCACACCAGUGACCAAAGGGAACAUUUUCCUCCUGCUCACAUGAGGUUUGUGUCCACAAUGCCAUCCAAACAUCCACAUAGGCACUUUCUUGUAUAUUUUCUUGCCCCAAGAAUAUAGAUUUACAGCCUUAUAGAAGUCGCCAGUCAUAUCCCUAAUGUGGAUGUAGAGGAAAAGAAUACACAAUGGAAAAGUACAGGGGAAAAAACUGAGGCUACCAGUACCCUCUUUGCUUUUCUGGAGCAGGGUAUAAAAUAUCAAAAAUUCAAGAGCCCACUUCUUACUGUUUGAUCUAAAAUAAACAAGCUGUCCCCAAGUGGUUCCUUUUACCUGCAGUGAACCAAGCAAGUCUUGCUUGCUGUCACCUCCCCUGACACCCUAGGCAGGCUCAGGACAAGAGAACGACUUGACUUGCGCUGAGAAUACUCAAAUAGAACCUUCUCAGUUGCAUCUUGGAAUGCCCAUGCUGAGUCCAGCUGCCUUCUGAACCUGACUAGACCCUAAAGAACUGAGGCUGGAGAUGAGAUGAUCUGCAGGCAGCUUCCCAAACCUAAGCUGAGCCAGGCAGGGCAGAUCAAGAAAACACAGCCAUGCAGAUACUAGGGCAGAGGGUUGUUAUCAGUUUGGCCGAUGCAGCAGAAUUUCCUAAAGCCUUGCCCAGAAGAUUAUAAAAAGAGGCAGGGAACUGUUUCAUAUUUGGCGAAAAUGCUUUGUAAGGCUUCUAACAGGUGUCAGCUGACAGGGGCCAUUAUAAUUUAUUUUCUAGGGAAGACAUGAAUCAGGUGUUUGGAGGCCUUUGGGCUAAACACAGCUGCCUUGCCAAUGAGACAUUUGAUAAUAUUAAUGUACAUCCCUUCUGGGUAGGGAGAUCUGGCCUGCUCCCCACCAUUGCUCACAGCUCUUAGACUCCUCUGUGACUGGAAUGAGCUGUCAAGGGGAGCCCUGCCACCCCCAGACCACCUUAACAGAAAGCUGGCCAGGGAUGUGACAACAGUUAAACCUGCUGGCCAGAAAGACAGCCGGAAAAGAGGGAACUAAUGUUAACCACUCUGCUGAAAUCGCUGGUUGUCAUAUCUGACAUGGGUCUAAUGCCCAUCUGAAUCCAAGCAUUUCAGAAAACUUCAAUCUGCUUUCUUCCCUACAUCUACCAACAUACACACACACACACACACACACACACACACACAAUUAAAAGCAUGCCAUGCUCCCUACACCUGGACAGACUGUUACUCCAAUAAUUAAGUGGCUAUAAGUAGCAGCUCCGUUCUAGAAGCAAUAAAGGGAACCUGUUCUCAUGGUGAUUUCUGGAAAAAUCAACUGUCUCCUGAAAACUUGUUUCAGAAGCUAAUGCCCAAACUUGCUAAGCCAGAUCUUACAUAACCACAUGGCUUAAUAUUUUCAAAAGACACAUCCUCAACCCCUGUGCCUCCCUCAGCAAGACUGUCUUCAAUUAGUAGGUAAGGACUGGUCAUGAAGAGAAAGUUAGUGAAAAAUAAUAAGGAAAAGGAAGAAAUGGGGAAUUAAUUUACUUUUAUUAGGAUCCCCAAGAAAGCCAGUGUCCUGUUGAUAUAUAUAUAUACCCAUAUAGAUAGAUGAUAGAUAGAUAGUGUUAAAUAAUUACAAAUUUCGGGCUUUUUUCCCCAAUGAAAGAAGUUUACAUAGAGUCCCAGAAAAAAAAAAAAAAAGUUUCUCUCUCAAGAAGGCCUUGGGAAGAAAGGUAAGGGCCUCUACUCUACUGCUCCUUGCCUUUGUAGCUUUGUGUUUAGUUUUUUAAUGCCACAGCUUCCUAUUCUUUGAAGUACCUUGCUGACAAGAAAAGCAAGCAAGACAUACUCAAAGCCAGCUGAACUCCUUACUUAUCAGGAGACCAUCAUGCUUUUUUUUCCCCCCACUUCACGGGGAGCUUUAAAAUGGCACUGACUUUGGCCAGAUAUCGCCGUGAGCAUUUAGAUGAAUGUAGAAAACACAAGUGCACUCUGUUUGUUAAGGAAGUAGUCCACACUUUCCACCUUGAUGCCCGUAAACAGUGUGCUCACUACCACGCUCCCUAUUCCUCCUGCCCAGGGCAUCGGCCUUGCCCAGCACCCCCUGGUUUCCAUCAUGGUCUUUGGUGGCACUUUUCUUUAAACAAAGUGAGAAUAGGCUACAAAGGACCCAGAAAUCCCCUAGUCAGCCAGUUUUUUAGAGAAAAAUCAGUAACUGUGACUGGAUAGACAACUCUAUUCAAAUCAGUGAACAAAUAGUGAGAGGCGCUAUGGGACACCAAAUUAAGCCGAAGCCCUUCUGCUAAAUGAUUGAUUGACAGACUGAAAAACCUUAAAGAAUUUUUUUAAAGCAGGUAAAAGACCUUGGUCUGAAAGACUUUCAUGGAAUUUACCUUGAGUUUGCCACAGGUUUAAUUCUGUCAAGAGAGCUUGUUCAACCUAUCACCCUGAUCCAAACGACAGCCCUUUUGUAGGAGAGGGAUCCUUAGCACCGAUGUUCCUGGUAUAACCCAGAUCCAUCAACUGUUAACAUUGACAACCAUCAUGUCAGAGAAGUCUUUCUCCAGGUUCACCCCCAACCCUCCAGGGAAAUGAAUUUACCUUUUUUUUUUUUCUUUUUUUUGUCUGUUCAGCAGAAAAGAGCUGCACCUGGGCACUGUUCACUAUUUACCCCUACAGAGCUGGGAGUCUCCACUAUGGGACCCUUUCUCUAUUUUCAUCCAAUGUAUCUUUAGAUUUUUAUUUCUGAGUCUUUUUUUCCUAACCCUCAAUAAUUUUUAAAUUUUUCUCUACUAAGCCUUUAAGAUGCUUGAUGUUGCUCUGAAAUCAGGAACCUUUUGACUAAUCAUGACACAAGUGUAAGGUAUGAAAAAGAUGGAAGGACAGCCUCAGACCCAGUGUUUGCCCCUGUUUCAGGACCUCUCUGUGGCCCGUACCUUUUAGAAAUCCACACUUCGUUGCUAAUUCACACUAAUCUCGUGUUCCCUGACUUCGGUAUCUUUCUGCAGGGCAUUCGGGUAAAGCAAGCGUGUUUCUCAGCUUGCCCCGGUGCAUUUGGUUGAGUGGUCUUACCUCCAGUGGAGCCCCUCUUCCUUGGGCCUUACUAAGCCUCAAUCCAUUUCUUUCUAACCCCACUUCCAGUUUUCAAGUCUAGGUUGGGCCCAGUGCUUACUCCCCUUCUGGGUUCUCACCACCAGCCUCCCCGCUUCACUUGUACCUGGCAAGUCUAAUGAGCCUUUCCUUCAUCUUUGCAUUAAGGUGAAGAUAGAAAAAUGCUAGCCCUGGGUCCCCAGCAUCUUAUGUUUUUUAUAAUCGACUAUUUCUUCAGGGCAGGGAAUUCCUCUUCAUUGAUACUAAAAUGUGUACAGAAUUCGCCACCAUAAGAGACUAGAAUCUCAACUACACCUUAAGAGCACCAGUGGGCCUCGACUCAACACGUACUAAUAGGCAUUUGUCCUCUGAUGAAAAGUUGAGGUUCUGGUGAGGUCAAAUUCAUACACUUCAUCUUUAAGGUCACAAUCCUCCACUCAAUAAGAACUCAGAAUGGGGGAGACAGCACUGGAGAUCAUUCAGAAACUCCGGACCUGCACUUACCUGCAUUGAUUUACCAAAAGGAAUUUGCAUUUUUGCUCUCAAUAGGAAGUGGGGGAAAUGAUUGGACUAUCUCUCAUAUCCCAGUCUCGCAGCACAUUUAGUUCCUUGUGUGGUGGGCUGGAUGGGAAUUGUAAGAUUGUUGACUGGUGUCCUGGCCCAGGAAAAUGGGCUACAGUUCACCAAAAGGCUGGGAACUUGCUCUUGCAUUCUCACUUAGGUUGCACAUUCCUUUAUAUGGAUCUGAAAGUAACUAAGACCUUGGGACUGAUAGUUCUCAAAAAACACUCAACUAAGCAAAAGAGAAUACUAAUUUUUUAAAUCAUGUCAUCACAAAAGAAAAAGAAUGGAUGCAUGAAUGAAGCCUGAAUCCCUGAAUAAAAUAAUUUUAAGGAUGAAAUUACAUGCAUGAAGUAAGAGUAGAAAAUUCUUUGCCAUUUAAUGAAACAAAUCUCUAAUUCUUCUCAUCAGGAUAAAACUGAAGGACAAUGGAUGCCUUUUGGGUUUUUAAUUUUUUAAUAUUGCACUUUAUAGUACUUCAUAAGAGACAAUUGUCUUAAUUAAAGCCAUAAAGUACCAAUAAUACAUAUAUUCAGGGCUUCUGAAUAUAGUCAAUCAAUAAGCAGUCCAUGAGUCAUUCCUGUUUUGUAUUGUUUGUUGUAAAUUGGAGUUUAUCUGUUCUCUUUUUAAGGCAUAUAAUUAUUGUUCUAGACAAUCCUAAUCUACUGAUAAAUUUUAGAUGUGUACUUUAAUAAAACUGAAAAUCAAAGAAAUUUUUCAUUUCACAAAAACAUUCUUCACUUUCGAAAUAGCUUGUUAAAUAGCAAGUUCUAAUACUACAGUGGAAAUAGUUCCUUUUUUAAGUUAUAGAUUUACUGUUUUUCAGGAAUCCAUUUGUUAUGUAAAACCAGGUUCACCCAUAAGAAGAGUGAAAUGGAUAAUUAGCAAAUAUAUACCUGGAAAAUUUAAGGUUUGAGUUCUUAUAUAAAUAUAGGAUGGGUCUAAGAAGUUCCCUUAUAAAAAUGGCAAAUAGAGAUAUACAAUUUAUCAAUAAUUUAUUCUGCCUAAAUUAUAAACCUUCCUCGGGAAAACAUGUAAAACAGAAGACUUCAUAAUGCAUUGGGUUUUUUCUUUUCUUUUCUGCUAAACUACAUAAUUCCUGGCCCAGUACGGUAGACUACUUACAUACGUAUACACACAGAUGUUCCCGCAACUGAAAACUUUAAUGUUACACUUCAUCAGAAUUUUUUAUAUAAUUUGAGUAAAAGCUAAAAAGAAUGGCUAAAAGACACUUAAAAGCCUAGAAAUAUCCACCACCUGGGUACCUAAAUUAUCCAUACAGAGUAAAUAAGUGUGUUAAAUUGACCAACCCCAUGAACUUUAUGUUUAAUUGGCCAUUUGCCCUAAAGAAAGAUCAUCUGGACCUGGAGGCGAUGAUGCUUCUGUUGGGGGCUGUUUUGUGGUCUGAAGUGUUUCUCCAAAGUGCAAAGACUCUCCAUCUGGACGAGGGGACCUCUGCUGGCAUACAAUUCUGUUGAACCCUGCAGAGAGUUCAUAUGUGUGCCCUGCGUCUAGCCUGGACGUUUUUCUUCUGCUCCACUUUGAAAAAAAACUCCAGAAGCAACAGCUUCCAUCUCCAAGCAAUCUGCAGUCUCAAAAGAGCCAUCAAAGAGUAACCAAAGCUACCUUCCUGGUUUAAUGAAGUGGCUGCUAGCACUAAAGGAGAGGUAAAUUAUACUUUUGUUCUUUGCAUCAUGUUAAAACAGAGAACAGGUUAUCAACAUUGACCCCAAAAUAGGCAUUUGGCCUAGAACUUGCAAACUGUUUCUGGAACAGGUUAUAUUACAGAUAUCAGAAUGCCAUUUUUGUAAAGGGUCUUUUUAGGGAUAGAUGUCAUCUCACGUUUCCUCCGUUCACCUCCGUUUUAAAGAUGCAUUUACCCCACAAGAAUCCAGCUGAUGUACUUCCAAAUUACUUUUGUCAUUUUGUGUGUGUUUUGUUCAAUAUGAGCAAGCUUUUGCUGGCUGACAAGACGUAUGGAAAUUUUGCAUCAGUUUAUCCUCUGUGAAUAUGUCUGUACAUAGAUUGAAAGCUAUAUUUAUUUGUAAAUAGGCUGUUUGGAAUAAUAUGUUUCUGUCACAUGGACUUCACUCUGAAAAAGGGCGUUUCUUCACUGUGUUCAUGUUACACUUUCCACACCUUUGUGCUUCUACUACUGGUAAUCAACUCAUAGAAUAUCUCACUUUAUGUAACUAAGUCUCCCUGGUGUGAAAAGUAAUAGAAAUAAAACUAUUGACUCAAAA